Corapipo altera (White-ruffed manakin) is the source of this 564-nucleotide messenger RNA. RefSeq names its product cleavage and polyadenylation specificity factor subunit 6-like. Bases 24 to 332 code for a protein of 102 amino acids. NCBI's taxonomy places the organism in Eukaryota, Metazoa, Chordata, Aves, Passeriformes, Pipridae. The transcript is spliced from 2 exons. The record is from RefSeq and is a predicted model, not a curated record.
CUUAUUCUAGCAGGAACGCGCCGAUGGGUCCGACCGGGGCCCGUACCCGCCCCCCCCCGCCGCCUCUCGGAUGGUCGCCACCCCGCGACCGUAUCCAGGAGACGGGGCCGGACGCCGGAAGCAGAGCGGAGCUGCCAUUGGGCCAGGAGGCGCCUACGUUCAGGGCGGGACCACCGGGCCGAGCCCGGGGGGGAGCUCCCGGAUGUUGGGGUGAGGGGCUCCUGGGGCUGGUGUGUCUGUCGGGAAUGCUCCGCCCGCCGCUUCCACUCUGGGUCGCUGGGGCUCCUCUAUUAAACCUCCAUAGUCAGAUCAGCAGGUCACGGUCGCAAUAACACUUCAAACCAAUUCCAUAAACUGAUACUGCUCCUGAAAGAUGCAGCCCCUUUACAGGAAAAAAAAUUUCCAGCAGAGAUGCAGCUGAGGAAUGGGAAGGCAUUGGUGCUGGCUGAUGCUUACUGAAGGAAGCACAGAGCUCUGAACAAGAAAAGCUUUUCUGCUGAUUCAAUUCUUCCAGCAAAAGCAGCAUCACAUAACUUCUUGUAAACCAAAACAAAGAAACAAACA